CCCAAGUCAGAGGCGAUGCUCCGCAAGCACCUCGAGGUCCGCAAGCACAUGGACGCCGACAACAUCAUUGCCUGGGAGGCCCCUGAGGUGAUCAGAAAGUACAUGUCGGGGGGAAUGUGCGGCUACGACCGGGAGGGCAGCCCCAUCUGGUACGACAUCAUCGGGCCGCUGGACGCCAAGGGGCUGCUCUUCUCCGCCUCCAAGCAGGACCUGCUCAAGAACAAGUUCCGUGACUGUGAGGUGCUGCGGCGAGAGUGCGAGCAGCAGAGCAAGAAGCUGGGAAAGAAGAUCGAGAUGGUGAUGAUGGUCUAUGACUGCGAGGGCCUGGGCUUGAAGCACCUCUGGAAGCCAGCUGUGGACACGUACGGGGAGCUCCUGUCCAUGUUUGAGGAGAAUUACCCCGAGUCCCUCAAGCGCCUGUUUAUCGUGAAGGCCCCCAAGAUCUUCCCUGUUGCCUACAACCUCGUCAAGCACUUCCUGAGCGAGGACACCCGCAAGAAAGUCGUGGUCCUGGGAUCCAACUGGAAGGAGGUCCUGCAGAAGUACAUCGACCCUGACCAGAUCCCAGUGGAGUAUGGCGGCACCCUGACAGACCCUGAUGGGGACCCCAAGUGCUCAAGCAAGAUCAACUACGGGGGGGACGUACCCCAGCACUACUACGUGCGGGACCAGCUGGCGCAGCAGUAUGAGCACACGGUGGUGGUCAACCGCGGCUCGUCCCACCAGGUCGAGUACGAGAUCCUCUUCCCCGGCUGCGUCCUCAGGUGGCAGUUCAGGUCGGAGGGAGCCGACGUGGGUUUCGGGGUGUACCUGAAGACCAAGAUCGGGGAGCGGCAGCGGGCGGGCGAGAUGACGGAGGUCUACCCCAACCAACGCUACAACUCCCACAUGGUGCCCGAGGACGGCUCCCUCACCUGCUCCACACCCGGCAUAUACGUCCUGCGCUUCGACAACACCUACAGCUACCUCCACGCCAAGAAGGUGAGCUACAGCGUGGAGGUCCUGCUGCCCGACGCCGCCUCCGCCCAGCAGAUCCAGAACCUGGGGGACAAGCUCAGCGAGGUGGCCCUCAACCACAGCCCCUAG
Molecule: messenger RNA, 1086 nt
Organism: Haliaeetus leucocephalus (bald eagle)
Lineage: Eukaryota; Metazoa; Chordata; Aves; Accipitriformes; Accipitridae
Gene: SEC14L2
Product: SEC14-like 2 (S. cerevisiae)
Exons: 10
Coding region: 16-1086 (356 amino acids)
Cellular component (GO): cytoplasm
Source: RefSeq, a predicted model, not a curated record